Molecule: messenger RNA, 1215 nt
Organism: Desarmillaria tabescens
Lineage: Eukaryota; Fungi; Basidiomycota; Agaricomycetes; Agaricales; Physalacriaceae
Product: RlpA-like double-psi beta-barrel-protein domain-containing protein-containing protein
Exons: 5
Coding region: 104-949 (281 amino acids)
Source: RefSeq, a predicted model, not a curated record
UCUUGCAGGAACUCCCCUCCUUUCAUUCCAUUCUUUCAGCCUUCCGUUUAUAAAGACCCCCCCCCCCCCUCGUCCUUCAUUCCUCUCGUCUUUUCCUGCAAACAUGUUCCCCUCCUUCCUCGUCGUCCUCACCUUCAUUUCCCUUGUUUCCGCUCUGGCCUCCCCCCACAUGUCCCAGGCUGUCCACCGGCAUCGUUCUCUGUCGGCUCGCAUCGCAGCGCCCGUCGCUGAGCCUCUCGUUGACCCACAACCUGUCCUUCCCAAGCGCACCCGUUCCAGGAGGCUAGCUCGCAGGGCAAGCUCGGGGCGGUGUAACGCAAGCUCCGUAGCUCAGGCCUCAUCAACGGCACUGGCUCAGCAAGCCUCCUCGACCACUCCUGUUCAUACAACCAGUGCCACUCCAGAGUCGACUAGUGCUGCACCAGCUACUAGUUUCACUCAAGAGUCUACGUCUGUCGAGGAGCAACAUACCCUUUCUUCUUCUUCAUUUUCUUCCUCUUCCUCUUCCUCGGUCGCUCAGGAAACUCAGCCAGCGGCACCCACGACCACCGCUGCUCCGCAGACAACUUCUACCACAUCAAGUGCUCAGGCGACCUCUACCUCGGGCAGUUCGGGUGGCAGUACUUCCAGCACACAUACCGGAGAGAUCACCUUCUACGACACUGGUUUGGGUUCUUGUGGCGAAACCAGUUCUGACACGGACCACAUAGUCGCACUGUCACAGACCCUUUACGAUCAAUACACGACCAACGGAAACUCAAACGACAACUCUCUGUGUGGGAAGUACAUCCACAUCCAAUAUGGAAGCAAGAGCACCGACGUUAAAGUCGUCGACCGAUGCACUGGAUGCGCAGAGUACGACUUAGAUUUGUCCCCAGCCGCUUUCGACGACUUGGCAUCAGAAAGCGUCGGGCGUCUGCAAGCUGCCACUUGGUAUUUCACCUCAUAAACCACUUGGCUUUUUCCCCUUCACUCUUUAUUUCGCUAUCGUUAUCGACAUUCUCGAUGUCCUAGAGGCAUUUUAUCUUCAUCUCUGACUGGCCAGAGGUAACGAUAACCAGGAGAAUGCUUUGGUUUGACUGCGUCAAAGUUAUUUAGAAUGCUUGCAUCCUUGCUUGGGCCUGGCGUCUUUCAUCGGAUUAUUAUUGUUGUACAAUAUAUUUGUGGAUAGGUAUAAACAAGGGAACAACAAAUCAUAGAUUGAUCAAAGUCCAA